Messenger RNA from Echinops telfairi (small Madagascar hedgehog), 1711 nucleotides. RefSeq names its product carbonic anhydrase 2 (gene CA2). The record is from RefSeq and is a predicted model, not a curated record. Gene Ontology annotation, cellular component: cytoplasm. Lineage: Eukaryota; Metazoa; Chordata; Mammalia; Afrosoricida; Tenrecidae. The coding region runs from base 162 to 944 and encodes 260 amino acids. Gene Ontology annotation, molecular function: carbonate dehydratase activity; zinc ion binding. The transcript has 7 exons.
UCCACCCGGGGCCCCCUCCCCCGGGCCGCCCCCGAGUACCAAGUUGGCGGGAGCCUAUAAAAGCCCGUGGCGCGCGACCCGGGGACACACCGUGCAGACGCCAGAGCCGCCGCCGAGAGCCCCUCGCCAACUCCUGCUCUGCCCCGCUCGCCGACGCCACCAUGUCCCAUCACUGGGGAUACGCCAAGCACAACGGACCGGAUUCCUGGCACGAGAACUUCCCCAUUGCCAAAGGAGAGCGCCAGUCCCCUGUUAACAUCGACAGCAGAUCAGCCAAACAUGACCCGGCCCUGAAGCCUCUGAGCAUUAAUUAUGAACAAGCGACUUCUCGGAAGAUCCUGAACAAUGGUCACUCUUUCAACGUGGAGUUUGAUGACUCCCAGGACAAAGCAGUGCUGAAAGGAGGACCGCUAGACGGUACUUACAGGUUGAUCCAGUUUCACUUUCACUGGGGUUCCUCGGAUGAACAAGGCUCUGAGCACACGGUGGAUAAAAAGAUGUACCCUGCCGAGCUGCACCUGGUUCACUGGAACACCAAAUACGCGGAUUUUGGACAAGCGGUGCAACACCCGGAUGGCCUGGCUGUUUUGGGCAUCUUUCUGAAGAUUGGCAGUGCUAAACCAGACCUUCAGAGAGUCCUUGACAUUUUGGAUUCCAUUAAAACCAAGGGUAAGAGUGCUGAAUUCAAGAACUUUGAUCCUCGUGGCCUCCUUCCUAACAGCUUAGACUACUGGACCUACCCGGGCUCGCUGACCACCCCUCCGCUUCUGGAAUGUGUUACCUGGAUCGUGUUAAGGGAACCCAUCAGUGUCAGCAGUGAGCAGAUUAAGAAAUUCCGUAGCCUUAGCAUCAACGGAGACAACGAGCCCGAAGAACCAAUGGUGAUCAACUUCCGUCCACCCCAGCCACUGAAAAGCAGGCAAAUCAGAGCCUCCUUCAAAUAAGCUGGUCCCAGAGGUGGUUUCCAAAUGCGGAAUUCUUCAGAUGUUCCCUUUAGUUCAUUAAGUAGGUCCCUCAGCCAGUGUCCAGAUCCUGACUCCUGGGUGUUUCCCUUUAGCUGAGCACAAAUCAACCUUCGUGGUUUGGAACUUGGCUGCUUUGCACCUGGCUUUCUAGACCCUUCAUCUCUCACGUGACUUACCAAUAAAAUGUGAAGCGCUAGACUAGCUGUCAUGCCUGACGGAAAUGCUGUGACCCGCGCCUUGUGUAACAGCAGCUGCUUGUCUGUAACAGAAUAUAAGACAAGAAGUAGGAAUAGAAUUCCUUGACUAUAUUCACAACACCUACAGGUGAAGAGUAGCUUCAGUUGUUCUCUAAGACACGAUUUGAAGAACCUAGAAAGGUAGAAUAGUAGAGAGAGAAUGCCUAUCAGGAGGAAAGCUGAUCCGUGUUAGGUAAAUCAGGUAACAUAGUCAGGAUUGUAUGUAAUGUAAAUCAGAUCAGAUAAAUGUUCAUGAUUCCAAGAUGUUAUAUUUAAAAGAAAAAUCAACUUUUAAAAUUCUUAUACAUUUGUAGCCAGGUGACCGUCAAUAUGAAUUAUGUUGUAAUUUAGAGAUUUUUUAAUUACUGAGAUGUAAAUGAAGUAUUAUCUAUAAAAAUUGUUAUAAUUAUAGUUGUGAUACAGAGUAUAUUUCCAUUCAGUAAUAUAGCAUUACAUAAAUAAACAUUGUAUUUUAGAUAUAUUCUCUAAUAAAAAAAAAUCAGAAUUCCA